CCCUGUCUUCUCUAGCUCUCCUCCAUCUCUUCGUCUGUCCGUGGAUAUCUGAGUAACCACCAUCAUGUUCGUCUCUCCAGCUGGUUACCAGCCCGUCUACAACCCUAGUGUCCCCUAUGUGGGUCCGAUCUAUGGGGGACUGAGAUCCGGGAUGUCUGUCUACAUCCAGGGAGUCAUCCCUCUGGAAGCCUCCAGCUUCCUCCUCAACCUGCAGGGUGGGGAGGCUGAGGGCAGCGACAUCGGCUUUCACUUCAGCCCCCACUUGGACGACAGUUGUGUGGUGCUGAACAAUUGCCAGGGAGGGGAAUGGGGUUCAGAGGAGAAGAUCGAAAGCCUGCCCUUCAGCAAGGAAAAUGCAUUUGAGAUUAUCAUUACCAUCAUCCAGGAGGGCUACCAGGUGAAAGUGAAUGGACAAGACUUCCAUACGUUCCUUCAUCGUCUUCCAGUUGAGACAGUAAAUGCCCUGCAGAUAGGGGGCGAUGUUUCCAUCCAGACCAUCAGCUUCUUAGGGGGUGCAGUUUCUGCCGGGGAUGAAGGAGAGAACCUGCCAGCCUUGAGUGGAAAUGCAGUUUUCUACCCUGCUGCCCCCUAUGCCCACAACUUCCCAGGUGGCUUGACUCCUCAGAAGACCUUCAUCAUCAGAGGCUUGGUUCCGCCAGGUGCUUACAGGUUCACUGUCAACCUUUUGGUGGGCAGCACACAGAACAUAGCCUUCCAUCUGAACCCUCGCAUACAGGAGGGAGCGGUGGUGAGAAACAGUUUGAUGGAAGAGAACUGGGGACAAGAGGAGCGAGAUGUCAACUUCAAUCCUUUCCAGGAGGGACAGUAUGUAGACUUUGUCAUCCGCUGCGAGGCUGAGAUGUUCAAGGUGUUUGUGAACGGGCAGCACAUGUGUGACUACGCCCACCGCUACUCCACCCUUAGUGAGAUCGACACCCUGGAGGUGGCUGGAGAUAUUCAGAUCUCAUACGUUUCCGCCUGAGUCAACACACACCUGCACACCCUGGAUGUUGACACAUGAUUCAACCUUAACAUUGGUAUGGUAGUCAGUAUACACAUCAGAUCCUAAGAGAAUCAAAGGAAUCCAACGAUGUUAAUAAAAUAAACGCCAUGAACA
Esox lucius (northern pike) is the source of this 1117-nucleotide messenger RNA. RefSeq names its product galectin-4-like. Gene Ontology annotation, molecular function: carbohydrate binding. The transcript has 9 exons. Lineage: Eukaryota; Metazoa; Chordata; Actinopteri; Esociformes; Esocidae. Bases 65 to 982 code for a protein of 305 amino acids. The record is from RefSeq and is a predicted model, not a curated record.